This is a messenger RNA of Microcebus murinus (gray mouse lemur), 6263 nucleotides long. The record is from RefSeq and is a predicted model, not a curated record. NCBI's taxonomy places the organism in Eukaryota, Metazoa, Chordata, Mammalia, Primates, Cheirogaleidae.
AGCUAAUACUUGAUAAAUGUGACCUGCAGUGGUUGACAAGCCUGAUUACAUGGAAGUUGAACUCAAUUGUAACUUGGCUUAAUGUGGCACAGCUUCCUAUAUGCAGUGAGUCAAAUAAGUAUCUUCUGAAGCUUAGCAAUUACAGGUAAUAAAACUGAUGCAUUUAAUUUGCAACACAGGUGUUAUACCUGUCUUCCAAUUCUUGUGUUACUCAGUAGAUAUUUAUUGAAUGUCUACAUAGCUAUGCAAGUCAAUGGGCCAAGUGAUGUGGAGUAUACACAGAAGCAUGGCCCCAUUUUUAUUGUAUAGUUGAGAAAAGACAUAGUUAUUUGUAAGUUAACUAAUGAUAACUUAAGUAAUCAAAAAGAGGAAAAUGUGAAGCUACUGUUUUAAAAAAGACAUGUGUUCUGAGUUCAGAGGAUGGUUAGGGAAGAAGGAAAAAGAGGUCAUAGGCAGAUCCAAUUUGAAAAGUGCCUGGAAGGAAGGAAUGAAAUAAGGAAUUUAGAUAAAUGUAGAGGAAAAGAAAAGGAAAGGUGAAUCAGCUUGAGCAGAUGUGGAAGCUAUUCUUGCAAGACUCUGAGUGCACUUGAGUCUAGUUGUGGAGGAAGAAGGGUAAGCUCUUGUCAUAGGCUUAGAGUUUGGAAUUUUAUUCUGUAGGUAUUAAGGAACUAUUAAAAAUGAGUCCGUUUGUCAGAGAAAGAUAAUAGAAAACUAAUAGAAGUCAAUCCUCUAUUUUUUUCUUCACAAAACCACAAGAUGACAAAAUAAAACAAAGAAAUAGAAGAGAAAUAUGUGGCUUGAGGACAGAAAUAAUCUUAUAACAUUGUUUCCAAAUUAUGAUUUUGUGAUAUUUUCUGUCAUAAUAUAGUAAAUUAAUACAAACUUGAUUUCACUAUAAUAUGAAAAGUACCUCAUAUGACACUUUUAGGAAGAAAAGAAUGCCAGAGAAUUAAACAGGAUCCUGGAACUUGAAAACAGUUGGGAAUAAACAUUUUCCAAGGUAAAAAAAUGGGGUAAUUUCCUGAGUGAUGUAGGUUGCUAAAAAACGAAGAAGAAGUAAAAAGAGGGUAAGAGUUCUACAUUAACCUGGCCUGAUAUAGGUCACAUUCUAGAGUUCUUAUUCAGUUGGCCAGUGUCAUAAUGGGGUCAUUGCUGUUUAUAUGGUACAUAUCUUUUUAUGGUCCUUGAAACUAUCAUUACUUGGCUGGGGAUAACCUUAGUAAGAGGGAAUACCUUUGAGAAUUAUCAAGAUGUCAGAACUAUCAAGUCUGAACUAUUAAAAUAUUAGUUUAUCAGCACUCAGAAGAGGACAGCAUACUAGAGAUUAUAAUUCAAGUCUUUGUGAUCUAAGGCAAAAUCAGAACAAAAACCAAAUAAAGAGACGCUUGAUUGGAUUGACUGAAUACAGUUAUUAAAAAUAAAUAUGGAAAAUGAACCAGACCAUGAAAAUGUGGAACAGAGCCUCUGUACCAAGACUACGGAAGAAGAACUGAAUAAGUCUUUCAAUCUAGAAGCUUCACUUUCAAAAUUCUCUUACAUAGAUCUAGACAAGGAACUGGAGUUCAAAAAUGAUCUGAUUGAUGACAAGGAGUUUGAUAUUCCUCAAGUUGAUACUCCUCCAACACUGGAAAGCAUACUAAAUGAGACUGAUGAUGAAGAUGAGUCUUUUGUUCUUGAGGAUCCUACAUUGUUAAACAUUGAUACUAUUGAUUCUCACUCAUAUGAUACUUCAUCUGUGGCAAGCUCAGACAGUGGUGACAGGACCAACUUAAAAAGGAAGAAGAAAUUACCUGAUUCUUUUUCACUCCAUGGAUCAGUUAUGCGACAUUCACUUUUGAAGGGAAUUUCUGCCCAGAUAGUAUCUGCAGCUGACAAAGUAGAUGCUGGCUUGCCCACAGCAAUUGCAGUGUCCAGUCUGAUAGCAGUGGGUACAUCUCAUGGACUGGCUUUAAUAUUUGGAAAAGAUCAGAACCAAGCUCUGCGACUGUGUCUGGGCGGCACUAGUGUUGGAGGUCAGUAUGGAGCCAUCUCGGCCCUCAGCAUCAACAAUGACUGCUCGAGACUUCUUUGUGGCUUCGCUAAAGGUCAGAUCACCAUGUGGGAUUUGGCCAGUGGAAAACUUCUAAGAUCAAUAACAGAUGCUCAUCCUCCAGGAACAGCAAUAUUGCAUAUCAAGUUUACAGAUGACCCAACUCUUGCAAUUUGCAACGACAGCGGAGGCUCUGUUUUUGAAUUGACAUUUAAGAGAGUGAUGGGAGUGAGAACAUGUGAAUCUAGAUGUCUCUUCAGUGGUUCCAAGGGUGAAGUUUGCUGUAUUGAGCCUCUACAUUCUAAGCCUGAAUUGAAAGAUCAUCCCAUCACACAGUUUUCAUUAUUGGCCAUGGCAUCCUUAACAAAGAUACUGGUCAUUGGAUUGAAACCAUCCUUGAAAGUAUGGAUGACUUUUCCCUAUGGUCGGAUGGAUCCUUCCAGUGUUCCAUUGCUGGCCUGGCACUUCGUGGCAGUGCAUAAUUAUGUCAAUCCCAUGCUAGCCUUCUGCAGAGGAGAUGUUGUUCAUUUUCUGUUGGUUAAGAGAGAUGAAUCUGGAGCAAUACAUGUUACAAAGCAAAAGCAUCUUCACCUAUACUAUGACCUCAUCAACUUUACUUGGAUAAACUCACGCACAAUUGUGCUCCUAGACAGCGUAGAGAAGUUGCAUGUGAUUGAUCGGCAAACUCAAGAGGAAUUGGAAACGGUGGAAAUCUCAGAAGUUCAGUUGGUCUAUAACAGCAGCCAUUUCAAAUCACUAGCCAGGGGAAAUGUUAGCCAGGCACUGGCUUUGGUUGGAGAAAAGGCUUGUUAUCAGUCCAUAAGUAGCUAUGGUGGUCAGAUCUUUUAUUUGGGAACAAAAUCUGUUUAUGUGAUGAUGCUGAGGAGCUGGAGAGAGAGAGUGGAUCAUCUCCUGAAACAGGAUUGUCUUACAGAAGCCUUGGCUCUUGCAUGGUCUUUCCAUGAAGGAAAAGCAAAAGCAGUAGUGGGAUUAUCUGGAGAUGCCAGCAAGCGAAAAGCUGUUGUUGCAGACCGGAUGGUAGAAAUCCUAUUCCAUUAUGCAGAUAGAGCUCUGAAAAAGUGUCCAGACCAAGGAAAAAUCCAGGUGAUGGAGCAGCAUUUUCAGGACAUGGUGCCUGUCAUAGUUGAUUACUGCCUUCUGCUACAACGAAAGGAUCUCUUAUUUAGUCAGAUAUAUGACAAAUUAAGUGAGAAUUCAGUGGCCAAAGGAGUGUUUUUGGAGUGCCUCGAACCAUAUAUUUUAAGUGAUAAAUUGGUGGGUAUCACACCCCAGGUAAUGAAAGACUUGAUUGUUCAUUUCCAAGAUAAGAAGUUAAUGGAAAAUGUGGAAGCCCUUAUUGUGCAUAUGGAUAUCACCAGCCUGGAUAUUCAGCAGGUAGUUCUUAUGUGUUGGGAAAAUCGUUUAUAUGAUGCUAUGAUCUACGUCUACAACAGAGGCAUGAACGAAUUUAUUAGUCCAAUGGAGAAACUUUUCAGAGUCAUUGCUCCUCCUCUGAAUGCAGGAAAAACACUAACAGAUGAACAAGUUGUUAUGGGAAACAAGCUUCUUGUAUAUAUUAGCUGUUGUCUAGCAGGUCGUGCCUAUCCCCUUGGUGACAUCCCUGAAGAUCUUGUUCCUUUGGUUAAAAAUCAGGUUUUUGAAUUUCUAAUUCGCCUGCAUUCAGCAGAAGCUUCCCCUGAGGAAGAAAUCUAUCCUUAUGUGCGGACUUUACUACAUUUUGACACAAGAGAAUUUCUGAAUGUAUUGGCACUGACUUUUGAAGAUUUUAAAAAUGACAAGCAAGCUGUGGAAUAUCAACAGCGAAUUGUAGAUAUUUUGUUGAAAGUUAUGGUGGAGAAUUCAGAUUUUACUCCCUCACAAGUAGGGUGUCUCUUUACAUUCCUCGCUCGGCAGCUUGCAAAGCCUGACAAUACCUUGUUCGUAAAUAGAACGCUUUUUGAUCAGGUCCUUGAAUUUCUCUGUAGUCCUGACGAUGACUCCCGACACUCUGAACGACAGCAGGUCCUUUUAGAAUUGCUGCAGGCUGGAGGCAUAGUUCAAUUUGAAGAGAGUCGGCUCAUCCGUAUGGCAGAAAAAGCUGAGUUCUAUCAAAUCUGUGAAUUCAUGUAUGAACGAGAACACCAAUAUGACAAAAUUAUUGAUUGCUACUUACGUGACCCAUUGAGAGAGGAGGAAGUCUUUAAUUACAUUCACAAUAUCUUAUCCAUUCCUGGACACAGUGCAGAGGAAAAGCAGUCUGUAUGGCAGAAAGCAAUGGAUCAUAUUGAGGAACUCGUGUCUCUGAAGCCCUGUAAAGCUGCAGAGCUGGUUGCUACCCACUUUUCUGGGCAGAUUGAAACAGUCAUUAAAAAACUUCAGAACCAGGUUUUGCUUUUCAAAUUUUUGAGGAGUCUUCUUGAUCCAAGGGAAGGUAUUCAUGUAAAUCAAGAAUCGCUGCAGAUAUCUCCCUGUAUCACAGAGCAGUUCAUUGAGCUGUCGUGUCAGUUCAACCCAAACCAAGUUAUAGAGACGCUGCAAGUUCUUGAGUGCUAUCGCCUAGAAGAAACUAUUCAGAUUACUCAGAAGUAUCAACUUCAUGAAGCCACUGCUUAUCUAUUAGAAAAGAAAGGAGAUAUUCAUGGUGCCUUUUUAAUAAUGUUAGAGCGACUACAAAGCAAACUUCAAGAAAUAACACAUCAAGGCGAAAAUACCAAAGAGGAUCCCUCACUGAAGGAUGUUGAAGAUACUAUGGUAGAGACAAUUGCUCUUUGCCAGAGAAAUUCACAUAAUCUGAACCAGCAGCAACGAGAGGCUCUCUGGUUUCCAUUAUUGGAGGCAAUGAUGGCCCCUCAGAAGCUGUCCAGUUCUGCUGUCCCUCAUCUACACUCAGAAGCCCUGAAAUCUUUGACCAUGCAAGUUCUAAACAGCAUGGCAGCAUUUAUUGCCCUUCCAUCAAUCUUGCAAAGAAUCUUACAGGAUCCAGUUUAUGGAAAAGGAAAACUUGGAGAAAUCCAGGGACUUAUUCUGGGCAUGUUAGAUACCUUUAACUAUGAACAAACUCUGCUGGAAACAACAACUAGCCUUCUAAACCAAGAUCUCCAUUGGUCUUUGUGUAACCUUAGAGCUUCAGUCACUAGAGGACUGAAUCCCAAACAGGAUUACUGCUCUAUAUGUUUGCAGCAGUACAAGAGACGCCAGGAAAUGGCUGAUGAAAUUAUUGUGUUUAGCUGUGGCCAUUUGUAUCACUCAUUCUGUCUACAAAACAAAGAAUGUACCACAGAAAUUGAGGGCCAAACAAGAUGGACAUGCUACAAGUGCAGCUCAAGUAACAAAGUAGGAAAACUAAGUGAGAAUUCAUCUGAAAUUAAAAAGGGAAGGAUAACCCCAUCACAGGUAAAAAUGUCUCCUUCAUAUCAUCAGUCCAAAGGGGAUCCUACAGCUAAGAAGGCAGCCUCAGAACCUGUUCUGGAUCCACAGCAAAUCCAAGCAUUUGAUCAGCUUUGCCGUCUCUACCGAGGAAGUUCCAGGUUAGCUCUCCUUACAGAACUCUCCCAGAGUCGCGGCAGUGAGAGCUACAGGCUGUUCGGCGGCUCCCAGAGCAGCCCUGCCUUCAGCAGCAUCUUCCAGAAUGAGAACUUCCAGCUGCAGCUCAUGCCCCCGCCUGUGACUGAGGACUGAAGCCUCCCUAGGCCUAGAGACCCCGAGACGACGAUCCCAAGGCGACUGGCGAUCAGCCCGCCUCUCCCACCAGCUCGGGCCCCACUGCCUCCCGCGCUUCUGUGCCCAGGGCUUCCACGCCCACCUUGCGCAGUGUAGACUCCCUAUCUCUUGGACAGUGCUGGCACCAUGUCAUUUCACCAGACUGGUGGAUUUAAUUUUGCUUGCUAAGCAAAGGAAUGGCACAUACCUCCGUCCAGCUUUUUAGGAAGCACAUUUUGCCUGUUGGAACUUUUUCCUGUUUCCCCUGAAGCCUAGAAAGUGGGUGGAGCUUGUGCGGAUGGCAUUCCAGGGUCUGUCACAGUCCAUCUCCCCCAGCUGAUGGAGAACGUGAGGAACGUCAGCUUCUGCAGGGCACGGCGGUGGGCCAGGCCGCAGUGUAACUGAAGCAUGCGUUGGCGGGAGCAAAGAACCCGUGGGCUGGGGGCAUCUCCCUUCUGAUGUGUUUAUAUGUUAAAACCCAUUUGUGAUGUAAGACUUGCCCUUCCUAACAAUAAAUGCCUCUGUGUUUCAGUUC